UAUGUUAUGGCGAAAGCAACAGACGCGGCCGGCGCUUGUGACGCGAGUGCACACGACGAUGUUUUUAUUCAAAAUAAGGACAACGAAACAAUUCCAAUGACUAUUAAUAACUAUAUAAUGAAGACAGAAAGUGAUACCGAAAGUGAAAAAGUAAAAGGUGAUCAGAAAAUGUUAAGUGUUUCCAAUAAUGUUAAGAAAAAGAAUAAUAAUUCUGAUGAAAGUAUUAGCGAAACGGAUAGCGAUAUUAAAAAGGAAAAUCGUAAUGAAUUACAACGAGAUGACCGUGACAUAAUGUUCGUAAACGAAGCGCCUUCAGGAGCUAGAUAUGUGGAUGAUAACAAUGAAGAUAAAUACACAAGCCAAAACUGCAGGCAUAUUAAACACAAUAACUAUAAAGAAUUUGAUAAUGUAAUAAUAAACAAUAUAGGUGAAGGUGGUAAAAAAUGCAAUGCCCCAUCUAAAAAGAAUUUUCAAGAUUCUGCGGAGGCGCUGGAACACACCUUGGUACAGCUGGGCCACUUCGGCCUGUACCAGCGCUAUGCACUGUUUCUUCUAUGCGUCCCAAACCUGUUUUCUGCCAUGUACUCGCUUAAUUAUGUAUUCGUAGCUGAUCAAGUUCCUUUUCGAUGCUUAAUAAAGGAAUGUGAAGGACAAGGAAGCAACUUCAACAGCACCACAAUACAGGAACUGCUACCAGAAGACCAAUGUCGCCGUUAUGAGCCCGUGUCACCUGAUCAGCUAAGCUGCGCGCGAGAAGAUUACCUGAACACAACCGCUUCGUGCAAGUCGUUCCUGUACGAGAACAUGGACACUAUCUAUGCAGAGUUCGGUCUGGCGUGCAAUGAAUGGCAGCGGACGCUGGUGGGAACGGUGCGGAACGCUGCGCUGCCGUUUGCGUUAAUUUUUACUGGAUACUUAUCGGACGGUUGGGGUCGCCGCACAGCAUUCUGCGUCUUUUCUGGGUUUGCUGGUGCACUCGGAAUCAUCAAGUCAUUUGCGCCAAAUUAUCAGUUAUACCUCGCAAUGGAAUUCUUCGAAGCCGCACUUGGUUACGGAUUUAACAGCGCCGCCUACGUCAUGAUGGUAGAGCUCGCGCGUCCUUCUUUGCGCGCGGCAUUUGCGUGUGCGACCGGUGUCGGUUACGGGCUCGGCGGCGUCCUGUUUGCAUUCAUUGCAAGCGGCAUCCCUUAUUGGCGAGAUUUACUUCGUACUAUCCAUACACCCGCAUUGCUUUUCCCAAUAUAUUGGUUUUUAUUGGACGAGAGCAUGCGCUGGCUGCACGCCACGCGGCGAACAGAUCGCGCUUUAACUGUUAUACGCAAAGUAGCACGAUGGAAUAAAAUUACUUUGGAUGAAGAUCUUUUGACGGCCGCGGGCGAAACAAACGAUGUUGAAGUAAAAUCUGAGGGAAACCCAUGGUUCAGCUUGAUAAAGUCACGUGUGCUGAUGCUACGAUUCGCAGCAUGUUCAUGGUGCUGGGUAUCAGCCUCUUUCGUUUACUACGGACUUACCAUAAGCUCAGUGUCCGUGUCUGGAGAUAAAUACACCAACUUCGCGCUUACCAUGGCAAUGGAGAUCGUCGCAUCACUACUUAUUAUGAUGGCAUUGGAACGGUUUGGUCGGAAACGAUGUAUAUUUGUGGCAUUUUUACUGUGUGGGAUAUCUUGUGUAACUCCAUAUUUUACUUCGCAUGCAGGCACAGGACUGGGACUAUUCUUUGUAGGUAAACUGGCGAUAACCUUUGCCUUUAACUCUUUGUACGUGUUCACGACAGAGCUGUUCCCGACAGGGGUGCGCUCCUCUGCACUCGCCGCCGUCUCGCUCGUCGGACGCCUCGGCUCUAUACUCGCGCCGCAAACGCCUCUCCUAAGUGUUUCCGUACAAGCAAUAUUAUACGGCGCAUGCUCGGGAUCCGCGGCUCUGGUGGUGCUGUGCAUACCGGAGACGCGUCGCGUACCGCUGCCUCAACAUAUAAGGAAUGCAGAGAAACUGCGCACCCCUGAACCCACUCUCGUGAUACCCACUUCUACACACCUUUAAAUAUGAAUUGACGACCUGAACACAUGAGGUAAAGGCGAUGAUCAGUAAGAAAUCGUCGAGGCUGUGGCCCUGUCGCUAUCGACUGACUAUUCUAAUGACUAAUGAGAUUUUUGUGAAUAUAUAAUAAUAUAAAAUAUAAUUUUUAAUACAUUUCCUAUUUAAUUAGUUGUAUAAGCUAUAUAAACUUUUGAAUGCGGAUUACAUUUUUAUUAAUUAGGAACAGACUUGUUAUGUAAAAAACAAGAUCUUGGAAAACUUUGAAAUAUUUUAUCUUCGACAACGAUAGUGAUAAUCUUGUUCUAUUUUAAUACUUAUCUCGAUAAAAACUCUCGUAACUGUUCAUCGAGGUACGUUCUUGCUGUGCUCAGGUUUUAGACAAAUUUAUUAUUAGUCCAUCUGCAAAGGUGAUUGUUAUUUUUCACAAAAAUCCCGAUUUACUAAUUAUAUAAAACCGCUGAAUUCAUUAUCAUUAAUACUUCUAAAAAUUACCCUCAUAUUGAGACGAGGCUGGUCAAUGAUAAUUGACAGCUGCUUGAAAUUAAUUUCCUGAAACAGAGCUUGAUGCACGUCGAACCAACACGUUUCAUGACACUAGACUUUUAUAAUAAUAUCAUUGUAAGUUGCGCUUAUUUUUGUAAGUACUCAGCGUAAUGUCAACUUUACUAAAUUUUGAUAAAUGUAAUUUAUGUAAUGUAAAGCUAUGGACGGGCCCGACUGGGUGCCGCUUGGUACCGAUAUCAUUACCUUCUAUCGCUGUGUUCCGGUUUAGUUUGUACACUUACAGUUUUAUCAAAAAGUCAAAUAAUCAAAUCAAAAUAUUAUUAUUCAAAUACAUUUUACAAGUUCUUAUGAGUCGUCAAACACUACCACUUUUAUUUCUAGCCAACUAACCAUCAUGCGGCAUUUGCUUGAAAUCCGUCCUAAAGUAAUAAAUACUUAAGAAUUCAAAAUAUACCUAUUAAGUAUAAAACUGUGAUAAUAAAAUAUACCUUUAGUUUUAGAUGGUUUUUAUUAUGUGUAAAUAUGGUUAAGGGGUUGACGUAUUGCAAGACUACACUCUCUUUAUACAAAGUACGAACAUUUGAUUUGAAAAAUCUUCAAAUGCAAUAUCUGAUGACAAAUGACAUUUGAGACGACGCUUUAUAAAUAUAAUUUUUGCAAAGUGAAGAUAAGCUGGUUUUAUUUUCUUUCUAACGUUUCUUUAGUUGCGAUAAAAUACUAAAGACGAUAUCUGACAUCGCUGCUAAACGAUAUUCUCGAAGUAAAGAGAUCAGGUUUAAACAAUAAUAUAGUCAUGUAUGUUCAACGUUUUCCAUUUAUUUAAAUAAAACAUUCAAUUGACCCUG
Nymphalis io (European peacock) is the source of this 3386-nucleotide messenger RNA. RefSeq names its product organic cation transporter protein-like. Gene Ontology annotation, biological process: transmembrane transport. Gene Ontology annotation, molecular function: transmembrane transporter activity. Bases 7 to 2040 code for a protein of 677 amino acids. Gene Ontology annotation, cellular component: membrane. NCBI's taxonomy places the organism in Eukaryota, Metazoa, Arthropoda, Insecta, Lepidoptera, Nymphalidae. The record is from RefSeq and is a predicted model, not a curated record. The transcript is spliced from 8 exons.